Messenger RNA from Tachysurus vachellii, 3028 nucleotides. RefSeq names its product stonin-1. Lineage: Eukaryota; Metazoa; Chordata; Actinopteri; Siluriformes; Bagridae. Gene Ontology annotation, biological process: clathrin-dependent endocytosis; synaptic vesicle endocytosis; regulation of endocytosis. The transcript has 5 exons. Gene Ontology annotation, cellular component: AP-2 adaptor complex; synaptic vesicle. The record is from RefSeq and is a predicted model, not a curated record. Bases 427 to 2535 code for a protein of 702 amino acids. Gene Ontology annotation, molecular function: clathrin-cargo adaptor activity.
CCAGACUGAUUCGGAGUCGAUUCUGGGAUAUGGGGAAUCGAACUCACCUCUGUCUUGUUUUCAUGGCUCUUUUCCUGGCAGAGAUAGUUUACGUUUGAUUCCAGCUUUCCGUGUCGGUGUUUUCCUACAUCAGGGUGUGAAGGAUCCAGGAACAUUAAUUCGAAUCCAUGCCAUUGUAUUUUUUUUUUCUGCUUAUUGAUGGAAACAUUGGUCGAGCUGCAGCGAGUUAAGAAGCCAAAGACGCUGAAUGCUUGUUCCCGUGUCACUGAGUAAUUAAAUCUGCGGUCAUGUGAGAAAUCUGCAAAUGGAAACUUGGCAUAUGACUUUAACCAGCUGCACAUUUGGCACAUGAUGACCCCCGAUGGUGGGUUUGAUUGAGGCACACCAGGAAAAGGCAGAAUAAUUUCACACAAAUUGACCAACACUAUGUGCUCAACGAACCAUCCAGCUAACUGGGUGACAUUCGAAGAUGAAGGCACCCCCCUGGCCUCGCCGCAGAAAAGCCUGCAGUCUCCUCCAUCAAAUUCCGGGUCAAUACCUCGACCAAAUGGCUUGAAAUUGGUGCUGCCUCCUUUGGGGAGUUCAGCAAGAAGGUUAUCCAGUCCAUUGGAAUCUCCUCAAAUGCCCUUUAGCUUCAAUGGGAGCUCAUGUGUGCCCAGCAACACUCCAAUGUGCACUCCAGUAAGGGAAACUCCAACCGGUCCAUCUCCAUUUAACUGCGACUCUCUCAGGCCACCGAGUGUCUUCAGGAGUUUCUCCAACACAUCAACAAAUCUCUCUUCUCCUGAUAGACGUUUGUCCUCUGAGGCAUCUACUUCCUUCCCAUCAUUCCUAGACCAAGAUCCCGGUCGUGUUCACCUAUUUUUGGGUGAAAACAAGCACAAGAGAGAUUCUGGAAGUUCUUCAUCAGACUCUGAGCCUGGCUCAAGCUUGCCUCGCUUCUUUAUCCGAACCAAGGAUGGUUACGAGCCACCGAGGGACCAACUUCAAAACUCCUACUCAUACAUCUGCCAUAAGCUAGAGCGGUUAAAGGCAAAGGAGGGCCAAGACCAAGAGAGUGAGGAAGGAGUUUUGGAUAUGAGCAAACUAAAGGAUAUUGAUACAGGAAGAAGUCUUUCUUCCUUUGUUCCACAGGGACUGUUCCUCAGCCAGAGGAGGCAUGGCUGGUCAUUAAUGCUGAGGAUCCCUGAGAAAAAGAACCGUAUGUCAUCCCGCCAGUGGGGCCCUAUAUACUUACAGCUGCUCCCAGGAGCUGUUCUCCAAAUGUAUUAUGAAAAAGGUUUGGAGAAACCUUUCAAAGAGUUCCAGCUGAGCUCCAGUUGCUAUAUUUCAGGCCCCAAACUGGAAAGCUAUGGUGAGCCACGAAAAAUUGUGACAUUGAAGAUCGAACAUGUGUCAUACGUGGAACGAAAGCGCUACCACUCUAAACCUGAGGUAAUGCAUGAAUCUGAAGUGGAGCAGCUGCUGAAGUUUGGCACAACGGAGUACAGAGACAUGGAGGACUUGCUGGUGUCCCUUGAGGAGGAGCUGAUGAGAUUACCAGGUCCUCUCAAGCAACCAAAACAUUACGAUGAGCAAGAGCUAUCUUUGCAGAUUGCAGACCAUAUCUGGAUGCAAGUAGAUAAGGAUGGAGCCACGCUAGAAUGUGCAGCCAUCACACGGCUCCACUGCUUGGCCUUCAUAAACGGUACAGCGGAAUGUUUCCUGGCGUUGAACGACCUCGGGCUUCUGAACAAAGACUCUAAUUAUGGCUCUGCAGAGGAUGAAGUGUGGAUGGAGAUCGCCGACUACCACUUUCACAAGUCUGUGAGAGAGGCUGAAUUCGAAGACACUAGGUUGAUUAAGUUCUCGCCACUGGAUGCCUGCAGGGUGGAACUCGGUCGCUACAGGACAGUAUCGCUGAACUGUAGAGACCUUCCCUUCUCAGUCAAGGCUACAGUCACUGUUCAAGGUGCCUACCUGGAGCUACAAGCCUUUCUCAAUAUGCAGUCAUCCUUCCCUUCACUUGGGGCACAUUCAGAAACGCUUUGUGAAAACGUGUUAAUCCAGGUUCCACUACCUGGGGAUUGGGUGAAAGUGCCUCGCACCAUCUCGCUGCUCUGGCAGAAAUCCAUCAAGGCCCGCAUGAACAGAAAUGCCUGCCUGGGCUCAGUAAAUGUCACAGAUUCUCACCCAGUCAUGCAGGUGACUGUUGGUACUGUCAAGUAUGAGAACGUAUACGGAGCCAUCGUUUGGAGGAUUGACAAACUUCCUGCUAAGAACAUGGCAGCAGAACAACCCCAUUGCUUCUCCUGUAAGCUGGAGUUGGCGUCGGACCAAGAUAUCCCCACUGACUGGUUCCCAUUCAUCACCAUGGAGUGUGAGGUGGCAGAUACGGUCGCUUCUCAAACCAGGGUGAAGUCUUUGGGAACAGAAAGUGACAUUCAGCCUCAGAAACACAUCAGUUACAGGGCAUUCUAUCGAUGGCAGGUGGAAAUUGAGAAGAAGCUAAUUGAGGCAGAAUCGCAGAAACCGUCAAGCUGCGCAACACAGUGAACCAAAAUGUAGAUUUUUAUUUCAGAAGAAAAAGAAAAAGGGAUUUACAUACUAGCACUAAUGAAUAAUCAGCAUGCACUUACAUCAGACACAUGAAAUGUUGUUAGUCUUUACUCUGGUCUUUUUUUCCCCCUCAAGUAAAGAUCAACACACACAGCUCGACAAUAUUACACAUAAUCUUCAUAUAUAUAUAUAUAUAUAAAAUUAUGUGACCUACAGUACAUGUGUGUAUUUAUAUUAACCAUUGAAUAAAUUAAUAUGAUUUGUAAGGCUCUGCUACCGCAAUGACCGUUAAAGGCCUGUCCAUCAUCCUACAGUAUUUGCACUUUAGUCUAUUCUACAUUGCAAGAUUUCAGAGGGAUAAAAUGCAUGUUAAACACCCUCAUUACGUACAGAGCACUGUUCACAUUUAACAUUGUGGGUUAUUAAAUUACACAUGUAUGUGAUGUAAGCAAUAAAUAACAAAUUCCAGUAUAAUUAAACUUGCUUACUA